CAAAGAUACAACAUUCUGCCAACAUGGAGCGAAACAUCCACUGGCUUCUCCGACAGAGAAAUGAAGUUGUCGAACGAAAAAUGCCCCAUGAUCUGCAAAACCGGGACAUGUACAGGAUGUUCUUGAGUAUGUUUAACCCGGUUCCCCAUCGCAAUCAACCGCUUUGCAGAUCGUGUGCCCGUCUUCCAAUCCAUAAUCUGGUACUGUACGCCCAUGAUGAAAGCUUUGGCGAUUUUUCCCAAACGGGUUCCAUCUGGAUUACCAAUGACUGCGCGUUCUGUAAUCUGAUCAUGGAGGCCCUUUCAAUGGAUUCCUGGGGUCAUAGAAUCGACUCCGUUCGCUCGAAACCUUCCACGGUUGACUACAGUAUCCUGAAAAGGUGCGGAGCGAGCGCCAUCAAUGUAUAUGCCACUGGCCAUUGGGGAUAUAUCCAGAUACUCGAGGAGGAUGCAUAUCUGUUUGAGCCGCGGCUUGAAAGGAUCCCAGAUCGGCAGAAGCACCAAGCAGAAGAGAAAAACUGGUUUUGCCGUCGGAUUUCGCAACAGAUCGAUUUUGAUCUCAUCCGCCAGUGGCUAUCAACAUGUGUGGCUCAUCAUGACUGUGGAAGUCGUCGACGGGAGCCCAUUGAACUUAUACUCAUCGACGUUAAAGAGAGGCGACUAGUUAGAAAAACAUCCGACUCCGUCUAUAUAGCACUGAGCUAUGUGUGGGGCAAUUCGACCGGACUGCGAACGAUGGUAGAGAAUUAUAACUCUCUACAGGUACCAGGAUCAAUGGCAGCAAAAGCUCGGGAGAUACCGAGGGUCAUUCUAGAUGCAAUGGAGCUAGUGGAGAGAAUUCACCAACGGUGGCUCUGGGUCGACCAACUCUGCUUGAUCCAAAACAGUCCAACUAAAGGGGAUGGCAUUAAGCAAAUGGAUCGCAUUUAUGAGAAUGCACUUAUCACAAUUUUUGCGCUUGCUGGAAAUGAUGCCAAUCAUGGUCUACCGGGCGUCUCCCCUAGAUCCAGACCUAUUCCAGCUGUGCGAACGGUGCAAGGAGUACAGUGUAUGGCUACCUUACCUGAUCUUAACAACGUGUUACCCUCUUCGCACCAUAGUACCCGUGGUUGGACUUUUCAGGAACAGCUUCUCUCCCGUCGACGCUUAUUUAUAUCUGACCACCAAGCUUAUUUCCAGUGCUCACAAGAUGAGUGCUGUGAAGACCGUCUGGGAAUCUCUUCGGAGCGCUCUGUGUUGAAUGGUAUCUGGGAACGCUUGCGCAAUGGAACCGCUCGAUAUUCACUCCACGAUUAUAUGUCUCUGGUCCAAGAGUACACUAAGAGAAAUUUCUCUAAACAAUACGAAGGCGACGUAUUGGAUGCUUUUACUGGCAUAACGGCCGCUCUUACCCAUAGAUCGAGUAUGAAGUCUGGCACGCGUGAUGAGUUUGUGGCUGGUAUCCCAUUGUCGAAAUUUUUCCCCCUUCUUUUUUGGAUACCGAGAAAAACGGCUGUUCGAAGAACAAGCAAUGAUGGCCAAUAUCUUCCCACCUGGUCGUGGGCAGGCUGGUGCGGUGCGGUGGUUUAUCGAGAACUCAACAAUUGGAAUGAGGACGGUGGUACAAUCUAUAGUGUUUUGUCCGACGUAGAACUUGUGCAGCAUACGGCACAGCGGCCACUGCUUUUCGAAACUACAAAUUACCACGAUGGAUACUGUUCUGUCCAAGGCUGCCGUUCCAAAAAGCCUCAUUCUGAUCGGAGUGCCAUCGGGGACUUGGAUCCGAGCGGGGAGAGUCUGCUUCGGUUUAACGCGAAGGGCGUCCCUGCAGACAAAUUUACCAAUGAGAAACACGAGGCCCAUACGGAUGGCAUCUCACGUUAUCGCGACUUUCGAAAGAUCCUCAGACGUGGUCGUCACUGCGGGGCGUUGUAUGGUGCCGACCGGGCUGACUUGGACAAUAUUUUGUCAGAAUGCAAGUACAUUCUUGUUGGACAUUGUCCGGACACAAAAUAUAAGAUUGAUAUGUGGGCAGGUAACGAAAUGCACUAUCAGUCCUCGUCUUGGUGUGGUUGUGUCGGUUAUUUCCUCUUGAUCCAGGACCGUGAAGACAGGGCAGAACGGGUCGGGAUGGCGAUAAUUCACCCAGAGGCGUGGGAGGAAGCAGGACCAACAGAAGAACAAGUCAUCCUGGGAUAGGCGCGAGCGAUUUGGGGCUCGACUUGUAUUGAAUCACCAAGGGUUGGGAUGAACGUGGCCUAGAGUUAUCGGAAACACGCAUGCAUCUCUCCACUGCUUAAUCACAAUGAGUAGACACGUCACAUGUUGGCCUGGAUGCAACAACAGUAGCUAGUAG
This is a messenger RNA of Aspergillus wentii DTO 134E9, 2334 nucleotides long. RefSeq names its product HET domain-containing protein. Bases 24 to 2177 code for a protein of 717 amino acids. The record is from RefSeq and is a predicted model, not a curated record. NCBI's taxonomy places the organism in Eukaryota, Fungi, Ascomycota, Eurotiomycetes, Eurotiales, Aspergillaceae. The transcript has a single exon.